AUGCAGGGACCACUCUCCCAGAGUGCCCGCGACCAGGAGACGGCCAUGUUUCAGCACCUUGUGUCUUGUUGCCACCCACCGGCAGCGGAGACGUCGAACAAUCCGCCUCCGUCUACCAAGAGACAGCGACAGGAUCCGGAAAACACAGCCAUGCCCCAGGUGGGGCUGAAUGCCGAGCCGACUUCGGGAGACAAGGGCAAAGGCAAGGCCAAGGGAAAAGGAAAGGGCAAGGGAAAAGGAAGGAACAAGAGCAGGGGUCCGGGCCAGGGCCAGAGCCAAAACAAAUCAGCCUGGUGGAAUACAUCGGGCAGCGGCAACGGAGCGCUGACGGACUGGGAUGCCCAGGCGUGGAGCCAUGCACCCUCGGGAGGGUCGUCAUCCAUGCAGCCUCCCACCUUGGGCCAGAUGGCGAGGCUUCUCCUUCGGCACGAGAAGCAGUUGCAGGCGGUGCAACAAGACAUGAAGCUCCACUUUUUCUUCCGUCCCGAUCCACCGGGAUCCGUGCUGCCGUUCAUGACUCAGGUUGCGAAGAGAUGGCACGAGCUGAUGGAUCAGAACAAGGUGCAGUCAUCUCUGCGCGAGACCAUGUUGCGCGAGCUGAUCCAAGAGCUCAAGGGCCGAAUCAAGGGCUUUACAGCAGCUGCCAUGACGGAGAUGCAGAAAAAGGCCAACGAAAUGGAAUGGAGUCGCUCGGUGGACUCGCUGCUACAGGACCUGGGGGAGAUCGAGAAGCUGAUGCACUACGAUUCGUCACUUCGGGAGUGUACGACCAUUGAGUCAGAACUACAAGACUCAGUCGAGUUGAGGCAGGAUGGAGACAUGCUAUGGCGGCUGUUCAACUCCCUGAUCAAUUGUGCCGUUCUGCACCUUCUCGGUGCCAGACUCCGCCGGGACCGUCCGGUCGACUCGAGUCUUGCCCAAUCCUUGCAGCACUUCCUGUGGGAGGGUCGGAGCCUCAUAUUUCCUCAGUGUCCGUGCUUUAUCAGCUUGAUCUUCUUGCGAUCAGCCUUGCCAAUCCCACCCUGUAAGACCUGCUACAUGAACAGUGCUCUGAAUGCACUACUGGUCGUGAUACUUAGCACGGGAUCCACUCAUGAGGCUGACCUGGGCCAGCUUCGACAUGUCUACCAGGCACUGCGUGAGCGUGCCACUCCAUUGGACAUCAGUAAACUGCUUACCUGGGUAAUGUUUAUCAGUCCAUGGGCCACCCCCUUUCAACAGCAUGAUGUUGGCGAGUUUGUUCAGCAUAUUGCGCCUAGGAUCCGGUCGCCUCUUUUCGUGGGCAUGUGGCAAGCCAGGCAGACCUUUGGUGAUCACUGUCAGGUUGUGGACUCUGGUCCAGCAUUUUCUCCUGUGCUCCUUCCCUUGACAGGGGAUGCAACUCUGCAAAACUUCAUUGAUCAGUGGCACGCUCAAGAUGAUUCCGCCAUACAGCAAUCGUGGAUUACAGAGGACAGCACGCCUGCCAGAGUAUGCAAUGCUGCGGACUUCACUGCCUUAGCACACAACGCAUACCUUGUUUGGGCCAUCCGAUCCCCGGCGGAGCACUCAGGUCCUGUAUCCUCGACAUCUGAUGGAUGA
This is a messenger RNA of Symbiodinium sp. CCMP2592, 1581 nucleotides long. NCBI's taxonomy places the organism in Eukaryota, Dinophyceae, Suessiales, Symbiodiniaceae. The record is from the annotation of a GenBank genome assembly.